Lactuca sativa (garden lettuce) is the source of this 5038-nucleotide messenger RNA. The record is from RefSeq and is a predicted model, not a curated record. NCBI's taxonomy places the organism in Eukaryota, Viridiplantae, Streptophyta, Magnoliopsida, Asterales, Asteraceae.
CCCGUCGACUUUUUACCCCCCUGCUUUUAUUCAUCUUUUUCCCAACAUAAGCUACUGCACCUCCAUCACUUUGUACGACACUUGAACUCCCCAUUCAAUUCAAUCUUCUGAAAUAUGAUUUCGCUUAUCUCAGAAAUAGAGAUAUAAAGUAUUUUCUUAAUUCAACAUCGUCGAUGAAGAUAAUGCCGAGAAAUUUUGUUGUUUUUAUGACUGUCGGUGCUUUCCUAAUCGCAAUUACCCGGCGCUGAAGAUCCAUACGGUAUGAAAGAAUGGAAUGUCACAUAUGGCGAUAUCUAUCCACACGGUGUUCGUGAACAGGUCGAUUUUUGUCCAAUCAAUCACUAAGUUUACUCUAAUCAACAUUUUUUACGUUUGAUUUCUCAAUUUUGUGUUAAAAAAAACUUACUAAAUGUUCCACAAUUCAUUUUACAAGCUUGAUUUCUCAAGCAUUUUACAGACAGUAAAGAAACACAAGAAGAAAGAAAAGAUAAAAAACAAUCUGAAAGUAGGUUUUCUAUAAACUUACCGGAAGGAAUGAAUUCUGGGAUUGACCGGACGAGUUUUGACUGUGAUGAUUUUAAACCUUGGAAAGAGGAUGAUGUAAAGGAAUUAUACAAUGGUAUGUUUGAAGUAUAUAUAGUUUAGAAUAUGAUAAAAUUGACAUAAUAAUUAUAAUUAAAAGUAAAUGUAAUUGACAUUAUAAAUAUAAUAUUGAUAUGAUACCUUAUAUAUGAAAUCAGAUUUGAUAAUAAGAUGCCCUUGAUCUGGUAUGUAACGAAAUUGACGGUGAUGAUCGAAAAAAUUGAUAUAAUUAUGAUAUGUUACCUUAUAUAUGAAAUCGGAUUUGAUAAUAAGAUGUUGUAUAAUGUUGGUAAGGGCAUUUUCGUCCUUUGUACAUACCAUUUAUUUUUGUAAUGUAUUUUACAAAAAUGUUUGUUUCCUUCUGUUAGUGCAUAAAGAUAUAUGUAUUGGCUAGGACAUUUUCGUUAUUUGAACUUACUUAUAACAUGUAAAAGAAAAGUACAAUGCAUUUAUAUUUAAUUUCAGAUAAAGUUAAGCAUUGCUGGAAAGGAUACUGUUAGAGAGGAUGAUUUUGAUGAUUUGACUUCCAAUAUGAUAGUUACAGAUUAGCAUUUAUCAAGCAUAUCAGGUUCAGAAAAUGAAGAAAACAGAGAAUUUGAAAGCUUCAGUGAUUCAACUGAGGGAUUGUUGGGAAGUAUGAAGCAUAAGAUUUUUAUGCCUCUAUUCAAUUGAGAAACGAUUUCAUUUUGGAAGUGCCUGCUUUUUGGUGAUUCUGAGAAAAUUAUGUUUGAACAUGAUUUACAAAGGACGUUAAUACCCCUUGUGUUGCAGUGAAGGAAAUGACUAAGAGAAUGCUGAAUGUGAUCCAUGAACCCAGAAACAACACCUGUUUUAGAGUUAUGUUGCUUGCUACUGGUGGGCACUUUGUUGGUUGUGUCUUUGAUGGAAAACUCAAUUGUUGCUCAUACAACAUUCCACAGGUAUGUUCUUUAUCUAUCUUAUCACAAUAAUUUCAUCAGAAAAAUUAUUUAUGAGCUUAAAAUUAAUACAUCCUUGCCCAGAACUAAAAAUAUAAGUUGGUGAGUCUGAGAAAAGUAUGAAGCAUAAGAUUUUUAUGCGUCUAUCCUUUUAAUCAACGAUUUCAAUCUGAAAGUGCUCGCUUCUUGGUGAGUGUGAGAAAAUUAUGUUUCAACAUGAUUUACAUAGGUUCACAAAGGACGUUAAUACCCCUUGUGUUACAGUGAAUGAAGUGAACGAGAGACUGCUGAAUGUGAUACAUGAACCUAGAAACAACAUACGUUUUAGAGUUAUGUUGCUUGCUACUGGUGGGCAUUUUGUUGGUUGUGUAUUUGAUGGAAACUCCAUUGUUGCCCACAAAACAUUCCACAUACAUUGAGAAGCAGAUAACGUGAAGCAGAAACUUACCGAACAAUGAAAGUCGAUGAUUGCCGAUGAUGGUUGAUUCUUGGAAGAAGAUGCUGUAAAGAAGAAUUCAUAGCGUACGAAUGAAGUAUAUAUUGAGUUACAUAUGAUAAAAUCGAAAUAAUCUUCAAAAUUAAAUGCAAACGAUACGAUUGAUAUGCAUACCAUAAUAAGAUUAUCUUAAUCGGGCAUGUAACGAAAUUGAUUCCAUAAUCCAAUCAAUAUCGAUAUCGAUAUGUAUUCAUAUUCAAUUUUCGAAAUUUCAAUUAGCCAUAUUGCCGUAUUCCAUUCCAUAUGUAAGCUAAUUUCCAUAUUUCGUGUGUAAUGUGAUUGUUGUGUUUAAGGAAGCAGGGGUAAAAAUGUGAUUUAACAUGGGCAGAAGAAUGGGUUUUACAUACGACACUCGGACAACCGGUUAUGUUUAUUAGAAAGGGAGAUGUUGCAUCUCCGACUUGAGUUGUUGACUUGUUUCAUUAUUUUUCCUUGAUGAUCGGGAAGCACGUCUCUCACGCAUUUUAUCGAACGCCUUCCUAACAAACUAUGAGUGAGCCAAUGACGGGUUUUCUCCAUAUCAGCUGAAACACAUGCAACGAUUUGAGUCAAACCAACAACAUUGACGCCUAGAUCAUCUCUAAAAGCUGAGGUAGAAGCAACAGUUUCGAUUGUGAUGAAGUGGCUACCGACACCGUAAGCAUAUUCAUAAGGGGGUGUUUGGCUUAGCUUUUUACAGCCAAAAGUCAUUUUUGUAAAAGAAAAAAAACAAAAAGAUGUUUGGCAAACUACUAACUUUUGGAGUUUUAAUACAAGAAAAAUCAUCUUUUUGGAAAAGUCAGGAAAUCCUGACUUUUUGUAACUUUUUGGAAAAGAUCUUUUAAGCUUUUAAAAGCUAAGCCAAACACCCCUAUCCAUCCUUACCACCCGCAGUUCUAUCCGAUCCAGAUGAUUAUUCCUUUAGGCCUUUACAUUUAACAUCAACGCUCGUUAAUGCCAGAGUAGAUUGAUAGGUUUUGUUCUAAAGUGGAGUACAGUUCUUGUUAGACUUUGGGUUUGAUUCGGAUGUUUGUGUGGCCAUUUCUAUGGAGAGCCUUUGGAUUGAAGCCAUAAUCUGUGCUCCUACGAUGUUUGAUGAAAUGCCUUAACGAGAUACAAUCAUCUCAUCUUGACGAAUUUUGUUUAAGGGCAAUGGUAGCUCGUACUAUAAAUUUCUUUUAACCAACUUUUAACGGGUAUGAGCAGAAGCAGCUAGUACACCAAUAAAAUCUUUAUUGCCAUGAAAUGCAUUCAACUUUGGGAUUCAAAGUUGAAACCUUUAAGCAGUUAUUCAGGUUUAUAGCUUCUCGUAGCUUUUGUUCAUUAAAAUCCAAUAUCCCCACCAACCCAAAUCCAAAAACACUUAACCAGCUGCUAAAUCAGCGACCACCGUUGUUGCAACUCAAGCAAGUACACGCUCAAGUCAUCACCCAAUCACUGUCAUCAUAUUCCAUUAUGAUCGACUCUCUAAUCCAUUGCUAUCUAUCAACUAAUAGCCUCAGUUUUGCAAGAACGCUAUUCGAUCAAUACCCUGAUUACCCCCCACCGAUUUUGCUAUGGAAUCUAGUGAUCAGAUCCUAUUCCAAACUCCAAAAUUCUCCAGAACCCAUUUAUCUUUUUCGCCAAUUAAAUGCAAUUAAAGAGAAUCCCCUAAUUGCCCCUGACAAAUUUACAUUCACUUUCUUGAUCACGUCAUGCACACAACAAAACUCAGAAUUACAUGGAAUGAUCGUGCAUGGUAUAAUCAUAAAAAAUGGGCACGUAAAUAAUCUCUACAUUGGUAACUCCCUGAUAAAUUUGUACGCUGUAUUUCAUAAACUACAUGACGCACGCAAGGUAUUCGAUGAAAUGCCUGAAAGAGACGUCUUCUCAUGGACCAGUCUUCUAGGUGGGCAUGUCAAGCAAGGCGAAAUCACUAUUGCCUCUGAAAUCUUUACAAUGAUGCCCAUACGCAACACAGUAUCUUGGGCAGUUAUAAUUUCUGGAUUCCUAGAUUGUGGCAGGUAUAUCGAUGCCCUUUCAUAUUUCCAUGAUAUGCUAAGACAAUCUCAUGAUACAAAAAACCCUAACGAGGCUGUUCUUGUUUGUGCUUUAUCUGCUUGUGCUAAUCUCGGGGCUUUAAAUCAAGGAAAAUGGAUUCAUGCCUACAUAGUCAAGACAGCUGUUAACAACACAUCUAACAUCUUAACUGCUCUAAUUGAUAUGUACGCAAAAUGUGGGAUGAUAGAUUCUGGAUACCAAAUAUUUCACAAGAUAGCUCAACCAGAUGUUUGCAACUACACAAGCAUGAUCUCUGGGUUUUCAGCUCAUGGUCUUGGUAGGGAUGCCCUCCAAGUGUUCGAUCAAAUGCUAGCUGAAGACAUUGCACCCAAUGAGGUCACACUUCUUGGUGUCUUAAAAGGAUGUAGCCAUUCGGGUUUGGUAAAUGAAGGUUCUUUGAUUUUCCACAACAUGGAGAGAUUAUGGAAAAUUAAACCCAAAGUUGAACAUUAUGGUUGCCUUGUUGAUUUAUUAGGUCGUGCUGGCUACUUGAAGAUGGCUUUAUUGAUCGCAAUCAAGAUGCCUUUGGAUGCCGAUGUUGUUAUAUGGAGGGCAUUGCUUAGUGGUUGUAGGAUAUACAAGGACGCGAGUCUUGCGGACAAGAUUAUUGCGUAUGUUGAGCAAGGGUAUUGUGGUAAUUUCAUUGGAAGUGAAGUGCUUCUUUCGAACCUAUAUGCUUCUUUAAGUAAAUGGGAAAGAGUUGGCGAAGUACGAAAAGUAAUGAGUGAGAGAAAGAACAAAUCAGAAUCAGAAUCAAAUGUUGGAUGUAGUUGGAUUGAGGUGGAUGGUGUUGUUCAUGAAUUUCGUGUUGAUGACAACUUGCACCCACAAAUUGUGAAGCUAAAUGAGGUUUUGAAAAGGCAAAUCGUGGAGGUUUAACUACUUAACAUUAUAGUAUUGAUGUGUUCUCACAUCAGUGUAUUUAAGUAUUUUACUAAUUUAAAAUUUUAAAUUGCGUACUCCUUUUGUUCUUAUGUGUAUCAACCCUUUCAUUUUCCAAUCCCAACAAUCUUUUCCUUAGUAA